AUGAGACUCCCCAAACUCCUCACUUUCUUGCUUUGGCACCUGGCUUGGCUGGACCUGGAAAUCAUCUGCACUGUGUUGGGUGCCCCUGACUUGGGCCAGAGACCCCAGGGGGCCAGGCCAGGCUUGGCCAAAGCAGAAGCCAAGGAGAGGCCCCCUCCGGCCCGGAGCAUCUUUAGGCCAGGGGGUCACAGUUAUGGUGGGGGGGCCGCCAAUGCCAGGGCAAAGGGGGGCACCGGGCAGACAGGAGGCCUGACACAGCCCAAGAAGGAUGAACUCAAAAAGCCGCCCCCAAGAUCGGGCGGCCCUGAACCCAAGCCAGGACGCCCUCCCCAGACAAGGCAGGCGGCAACGCGGACGGUGACCCCAAAAGGACAGCUUCCUGGGGGUAAGGCACCUCCAAAGGCAGGAUCUGUCCCCAGCCCCUUCCUGCUGAAGAAGGCCAGGGAGACCAGGCCCCCUCAAGAGCCCGAGGAGCCAUUCCGCCCGCCCCCCAUCACGCCCCACGAGUACAUGCUCUCGCUGUACAGGACACUGUCUGAUGCUGACAGAAAGGGAGGCAACAGCAGCGUGAAGUUGGAGGCUGGCCUGGCCAACACCAUCACCAGCUUUAUUGACAAAGGGCAAGAUGACCGAGGUCCUGUGGUCAGAAAGCAGAGGUACGUGUUUGACAUUAGUGCCCUGGAGAAGGAUGGGCUGCUAGGGGCCGAGCUGCGGAUCUUGCGGAAGAAGCCCUCGGACACGGCCAAGCCAGUGGCCCCCGGCAUCGGGCGGGCUGCCCAGCUGAAGCUGUCCAGCUGCCCCAGCGGCCGGCAGCCGGCAGCCUUGCUGGAUGUACGCUCCGUGCCAGGCCUGGACGGAUCUGGCUGGGAGGUGUUCGACAUCUGGAAGCUCUUCCGAAACUUUAAGAACUCGGCCCAGCUGUGCCUGGAGCUGGAGGCCUGGGAACGGGGCCGGGCCGUGGACCUCCGUGGCCUGGGCUUUGACCGGGCUGCCAGGCAGGUCCACGAGAAGGCCCUAUUCCUAGUAUUUGGCCGCACCAAGAAACGGGACCUGUUCUUUAAUGAGAUUAAGGCCCGCUCGGGUCAAGAUGAUAAGACUGUGUAUGAGUACCUGUUCAGCCAGCGGCGAAAAAGGCGGGCCCCACUGGCCACGCGCCAGGGCAAACGGCCCACCAAGAACCCCAAGGCCCGCUGCAGUCGGAAGGCGCUACAUGUCAACUUCAAGGACAUGGGCUGGGAUGACUGGAUCAUCGCACCGCUUGAGUACGAGGCCUUCCACUGCGAGGGGCUAUGUGAGUUCCCCUUGCGCUCCCACCUGGAGCCCACGAACCAUGCAGUCAUCCAGACCCUGAUGAACUCCAUGGACCCCGAGUCCACCCCGCCAACCUGCUGUGUGCCCACACGACUGAGUCCCAUCAGCAUCCUCUUCAUUGACUCUGCCAACAACGUGGUCUAUAAGCAGUAUGAGGACAUGGUAGUGGAGUCUUGUGGCUGCAGGUAG
Molecule: messenger RNA, 1500 nt
Organism: Enhydra lutris kenyoni (northern sea otter)
Lineage: Eukaryota; Metazoa; Chordata; Mammalia; Carnivora; Mustelidae
Product: growth differentiation factor 5
Exons: 2
Coding region: 1-1500 (499 amino acids)
Biological process (GO): BMP signaling pathway; SMAD protein signal transduction
Cellular component (GO): extracellular region
Molecular function (GO): growth factor activity; cytokine activity
Source: RefSeq, a predicted model, not a curated record